Mesocricetus auratus (golden hamster) is the source of this 1041-nucleotide messenger RNA. RefSeq lists its product as uncharacterized. The record is from RefSeq and is a predicted model, not a curated record. The transcript is spliced from 3 exons. NCBI's taxonomy places the organism in Eukaryota, Metazoa, Chordata, Mammalia, Rodentia, Cricetidae. Bases 18 to 644 code for a protein of 208 amino acids.
GCCCUUGCUGUGUGCCCAUGUGCACCCACUCCCGGCUAUGCACACCAGUCUGUACUCCCCCAAGAUGUGUCCAUGCCAGGGGCUCGCGGCUGCAAAGAAGAACAGGAAGCUUCCCUGGAGGGUGCGAGGAAGAGGAGGAUGAAGGGACCAAGCGCGCAGCCCUUGGGCCCCUUGUCCGCCCUCCAUCUGUCCUCACCAUGGAUGCCGGUCUGGUGUGCCAUGGCUCAGCGUUCGGCUCGCUCGUGCCGCCGGAGCGCUCCGCUUGGUCCUGGCCCGGCUCGAAUCGGCUCGCCUGGACCCAGAGCUCUGGAGGAUGUGGCGGCAGCGCCGAGCUUCGCGCAGCUUCCCGGGCGGUGCCGCAGGACCCGGACCCGCCCCCAGCACGCUCCGCCCCCGGAGGGCGAGGCCGGCAGAGGCGGGCACUAGUGGCGCGCGUGCGCAGAGCGGGCACCGGGUUCCGGAUGGCCGAUUCCACGCAAUUACCACCUAGAAGGCACGGAGGGGGCCUGCGGGCGCCCGAGGCACCGGUGGAAGCCUACCGGUCAUCAGGUGUACGGAGUAUGUGGCGGCUGGAGCCUUACGCUGAGAAAGGGGCCGUAGGAGGACGUGAAUUUUGGAUGGAAUACGGUUCCUCUUGUCACUAACACUCCACGGAGAAACUUGUGCUGUCAGACAAGCCAUUUGGGAGCGGGCCGCUGAGGAUGAAGAGCAGAGUGAACAGAACUCUGGAGCACUCUGCACGUUCUUAGUCAAUGUGUCGUCUCACACCUCCAAGGACAUACUGUCCGCAUCCUCCCCUUGCGUUAGAAGGUGGCUGGCAGCAAGAAGCUGUCUAGCAGCGCCAGUCUGAGGCUCUGUGUGGCACUCGCCCAGCACCCACUGUAGAUAACUCCACGGCUCCCCUCAGAGGUUCGAGUCCCUCAGGUGUGGGUGAGCCUUCGCGCCUGCUCAGUGCUGCUCUGACGCAGGAGGCGGCUUCACCUCGCUAGAGAGGCCUCAGUUUUCCUGUCUGUAAAGUGGGGUGGGUGACUGCGUUCCUUC